Messenger RNA from Pocillopora meandrina, 6219 nucleotides. NCBI's taxonomy places the organism in Eukaryota, Metazoa, Cnidaria, Anthozoa, Scleractinia, Pocilloporidae. The record is from the annotation of a GenBank genome assembly.
CAAAUAUGGCGUCCCAGUGAGGCACAUUUGUCUUCGAGAGAUUUUAAUGUUUGAUUGUUUGAAAAUAAGUCCAUGCCUUAAUAACAUUACUUACGAAGUAUUCGGCAGCUCUCGCGUCUUGUAUCUUCUCCUGAUCGCUAAGGAAAGAUUCGUUGUUGAUUGUGUAUGUCGAAGUGGUCUUGACUUAUUAAUUUCGACUACUUAACAUGAGAGUAUGUCUGCAACAAUUCUUUCAAUUUGUUCAACUUUGAAGAGGAUAGCUUGCGGUGAUGUUGGCGUAAAAUUUGCUUAGCUUUAAUCUGAAGGAACAAAUACUGGAAAAGGAACGUAUCGAGUACAAUCAACACGUCGAUCAAGUUUUCACAUCAAAAAGUUAAAUUGACAGAUCUAAUUUGGUCUUUUUUAUUAAAAAAAAAUCUACUUUGGUUUCAAUCGAGAUUUAUUCCACUUUUACGUGAGGAACUACGCUUCUUGGUGAAGCGUUCGGUAUAAUGGCACAUCUACUUGGAAGUGAAGCUUGUUUAGAGAGCUUGAAACAAGACGUCAAUGACGUGCAAACGACAGUAAUGGAUUUAUUAUCCAGAGUAGGACAUUUAAGAAGUCCAUCAUGGAAAUAUCCCGAUAAGGUAGCAUGUGAAUUGGAUAUUGAUGAACUACUGGAGAGAUAUUCAUAUUCCAGUGAUGAAGAUCACUGUAAACUGUCACACAUCAUUCUUUUUGAACUUCUGAUUGACAGGUAUUUUUUAUACAAUUAAUAUUUUAUAAUAACUAUGCGUACAUUUUGAUUGGUUCCUACUUAUACUGUAUUGGACAACAGAGGCAUAAGUGACAUCACAAUUGGUAACAUUUCCUUUUUAUCUUAUAAAACAAAUUUCAAUGUUGCUAAGGGUCUGUAAUAGAUCACAGUGGACGUCAAAUGUGGUAGGAACAUCAAUGACACACUCGCAUGCAACUCAUGUGCCACUUUUGUUGUUCCUACCAUAUUUUGACAUCACCUGUGAUCUAUUACUGUAAAGAUGCACAGCAAUGUGAAAUCUGUAUGGUAGCAUUUGUUUAGAUUUAAAAUUCAAUAUUUAGAAUCUUUUUCUUAUUGAGAUUUCUGGGUGGAUUUAGGCUUUGGGCACAAACAGUCCAUAGGUUUUGAGGGUGACAGUGGUUGGAAAUACCUUAGGGUGUGGAAAUUAAAUUUGAGCAGAUUUAAGCUAGUUUCCCUUUUAAACAGUCCGAACUCAUGUUUCAUCAAAAUGUUAUUCUGAUGAAGACUUUUGCUUCCUAGGUUAUUGUUAUUAUAGAUAUAGGUUAGCUUGUAGUUUUUAGCCCCCACUAUUUAUAUUAUUUAUGCUAAAAUUGAUAAAUGUGGUAACAAUGAUAAUAAUUAUGUUAUUAUUACUAUUAUUAUUGUUGUUAUUGUAAUUAUUGCUACUAUUAAUUUCUGAUGUUUAUUCAGAAAAGGGCAGAUUAACUUUUUCAUAAUCUCAAGAAUGCAAAAACGAUCUGCUGAUUGACUUUUCUCAACAGACUUGUUCUUUUGCUGCAAUGUAUGGCUCAGUUCAGUGACCAACUGUUGACCUCAUGUGAUGGCAGGCCUAGUAGUGGUAAAAUAUUAGGUUCCAGUAUGUCUAUUGGACUGGUAGCCAAAAAGUUUUGGAACAAACUUGUUCAUGUGCAGCAAACCAUCCAGAAACUCCAGACUGAGGUAAGAAUCAUUAAAAAAAAUUGGCAAAUUUUUCUUUGAUGUGUUUUCAGAAUCAUAAAUAUUGUUCUGUUAGGUAUGUUGGCAAAAGUUGGGCUCUUAAAGUAAAAGAAUGCAUAUUGAGAUAAAAAUAGACUUUGUAGGAAUUGGAUGGAACAAAUUAAUUCCCAAAAUGUGGAUACCUUCAGUAGUUGUGAAGAACAACUCCCCCAAAAAAAUCUGUCGACCGACAGGAGGUCAACAGCUGCUAAUCAUAAAUUGUAUUAUGUUAUUUAUUGUCCCAACUUCAGCAGACCUAGAGGUUACAUGAGAUGGGAAGGUGUAUCCUCUGACAACCUGGCCAAGUUUAGCACACAACAAUCCAUUGCUUAAUUUAUAGUGGCCACAAUGACCUAGCACUACAUUUUUAUAUAGUUUUUGCUUACUUUCUCCUCAUUUUUUGGGUACUGAUUUGCUUGAUCUUGUAUUAAAAAACAAAAGAUGAGAAAUGACAUAUUGAUCACCUUUGAUAAUUUCAACUUAUGGAAGUUGAUUUAUGUUUUCUAGAGCAAAGCCAAAAACAAAACAAUGUCCAAGAUGGAAGACACGAUAACAGAUCUGCGGAGUGAGGUAAAACUCUUCAAGCAAGCAUCAGAUAAAAGAUCAGGCAAAUCUUCUGUUGUCCAAGGCAAAAUUGAAAGCCAAAGUGCUAAUAGGACUUCUGUGAAGUUCAUUCUCUCUCCAUCAGAGGAGUUAUCUCUAGAAAGUUCUACACCCUCAAAGGAACUUACCCUUGCUGUAGAAGAUGUUACUAAUGCAAAGACUUAUCACGAGUCAUCAACACAGACUUAUGACACUGCAUUUAUUCCAUGUGAGGCUUGUGCUAGAACACAACAAAAUCUUAUUGAGGUUGGUAGCAUGGUGAUAAAAGUAUGUGAAUCUCAAGGACUUCCAUCUUCGCUGGCAAAGCAGAAAAAACUCUUGCGGCAGUCGCUAAUGGCUGCUGCUGAUGUGUCCAGGUGGGCAUCUGAACAGAGCCAUGAUCUUGCAAGAAUUAAUGAUCACUUGGAUAAUUUGUAUGCACAGAUAAAUCCACUGGAAGAUAAACUUAGUAGGUCAAAACAAGUUUGUGCGCGACUGGAAAAGCAAAUCCAAGACCUGGAAAAGCAGUUGUUAGAUAAGGACAGUGAAGGUGAAAAGAAAGAAACGGACUUUAAAGAGAAGCUUAAACAAGUUGUUGCUGAGAAAGAUCUGCUAUUAUCUGAUGCAGAAAAAGUGAACAAUGAACUUGUGAAGGGAAAAGAUGUCCUUCAGGGUAUGGUGCUCAAACUGGAGGAAAAGAAAAAGAAGUAUAAAGAAACAGUUAAAACUCUAGGUAAGUAUGCAAAGACGAAUGACAAAUUUACCAAGAGUUAAACAGCAAACAACAUGGCUGAUUUUGAAAUAAGGAAACGAGAUGUAGCCAGUUGACACAAGACAACACAGAAAAUUGAUCAGUGUGGCUUAUUUCAUGUUUUCUUUUCAUCCAGGUGAAGAAAACAGCAGGUUGUUAACAGAGUUAGAUAAGGAGUCUAAGGAGGUAGCAAGAUUAACAGUGGUAGAGUCUGAAGUACAACAACUGAAGGUAGAAAUGGAUGACUUACAAGUCAAACUAAAAAACACUUCUAUUGAAUUGGGAAAAACACAGGCCAGGAACAAGACCUUGGAGAAACACGAACAGGUUAGAUAUGCAAGUUUCUAUUGUUAGUGGAGGUGAUAAGAUUAACCACAGGUGUACAUGUAACUCUUAAACUUAUAGCUUGGAUUUAAUGUGAAAAUGAUGUUAGAAAUCCAGGCUGGAUGGAUUUUAUUUGAACUUGUGCAUAGCCUUUUGGCUGGGGAAGCAGCUCUCUUAGUCCUCAGUUGGAUGUGUGCCACAGAGUGCAAAUGAGACCAUAGCUUUUCUUUAUUGAAGAAGUGUUGGCUCAGUUCUUUUAGUUCAGAGCUCUAUAUUGACAGUUCCUGGUUUUUACCCCUGGUUGGCUUUAUGUGCAAUAUGCUGGGUUCAGGGUUGAUUUAGAAGGAGCUCAUACUUGAUGAUGUAGAAACAGGGAUAAGGUUGUAGCAGCCAGCUGUUUUAGUGAGUCUCGUGUGCAAACAUUGAUUUAAUUUACUUCCUGAGGCUUUGCAAAGCAAACAUGAUGCACUUCUUAAAAGAGUCGAUAAUCUGGACAAUGAAUGUGAGGAGCUGCGUGACAGAGUGCUUGAGGCGGAAGGAGAGAGAGAUGAACUGCAAGGAGUGAUGGAAGGUUUGCAAACUGAAAAGACAAAUCUCUCUGAAGAGCUUGAUUCCAAGCAGGUAAUUUGUGGCAUUUUGUCUUUUGUGUUAGUGGCUUUGGUUAAAAUUAUUUUGUCACUCUGUGCUGGGUGUUAAGUUUAAUUCUCUGUAAGUGGCCAGUUCUCUGUAGCAGGCACUUUUCAUAGGCCUCAGGGUGUGGCCAUAAGCAAAAGGUGAAAUAAAGAAAGGGAGAGUUUCCUAUUCGUGGUCAUCUACAAAAUUAUUCAACAAUGCACCUCAUUUUACGCCAAAUUGUCGGCCACGGUUAAAAUUUGAAAACUUGGAACACAACACUAAGUACCUCCCUUUCUGUUUCUACACAGAACCUUCUGGAAGAACUUAGACUUGAAAAGGAAAAACUUCUGCAAGAAGUGGAAGAAUUUGAGGCAAAGACGAACGAACUUGAACAGCAGCUGAAAGAAAGCGAAGAAAAACUUCAACUCGUGGUAGAAUUUCCAUCCAUUGAUUCCAAACAGCAGAAAUCUUCCUCGUCAGACAAAGAGGUGAUGUUUAAUGGGGAAGUUCCUUCAGAAGCAGAGGUAGCUAAAGAUAUGGAGAGACAAGUUAUGGCCAACAAUAUCAGAAUUAUGACUCUUGAGGAACAAAAUGAAAAGUUGAGGAAGUCUAUAUCUUUCUUGAUGAACGCUCGAGAAAACAUCUCCAAGAAGAAGGUAAGUGGAAGACAAUACUAAACAGUCUCCAUCUCCCUCGACGCAAACUCCCAAAGAUUUUCCUCGAAUUUCGUGUGAAUGGGAUAAUUUGGUCUUGUCAACAAAAUUGUUAAUGUAAAUUGGCCACCAUGAAUAGUUUCUAAAGCUAACGUUUUGAGCGGUAGCCCUCGUUCUCUCUCAGUGCGAAGAACGAACGGCUUCGUUAAAAUGACUAAUAAAGAAUGUCGCAUGCGAUUAAUUUAUCAUAUCCGAAAAUACACUUACCUACCUCUUGUGGUUGCACGUGUUUUGUCAGUUGUUUUUUCUUGGCAGCUGUUGUCGCGACUUGACGAUCAAAACUGAUGGAGUAAUUGUUCGUUUGAAAGUGGAAAAACAAGAACUUUUUCCCUUUUCGGUUUUCCUUGAAUAUUUUCUGUGAUUGGUUAAAACUCUUGUUAUCUUACUCAACCAAAUCAUCCCGGCAAAAUCAAUCCACUCGCUACUUAGUCACACGCGUCUUGUUUUCCCGCGCUUUGCAUCGGUCAUGUGAAUUUUCUUUACGCUUCUAUUGGUUAAUCGCACAGUCAUCUUCGUUGUGAUAGGCUGUUGUAAAUGCCUUAGUGUUGUGUCCCUCCCUUAUUGCACUUCCUAUUACAUGAUAGGCUCAUUAACAUUCAAACAGCUUACCACGUUCUCUCGUUCUCUCUCAAUGUUUCCAACUUUCUUUCCAAACUGUCAAAAAUUCGUAAUAUUUUUUAGGUACAAGAACCUGUUCCAUUGUGGAAGCAACACAGUGACGAACCAGGACUAAUAGAAGAUCAGAGAGAGUUACUCAGAAGGUUCUGUUUAUUAAGUAAUAUUACAGAUCUCAAAAGCAAGUUCACGACAAUAUUUAGCUUGGAAUUAUUGUAGCGAACUGAUUGUUUCUUUCCAUGUCAAAUUCUUGUUUUUGAUACUUUGUAAUAGCAGCUCUUACCGCCAUACUUUACUUUUUUUUCAAAAAAGUUGUCUUUACAGUAAACCCAUGUUGUAACUGAUAAAGCUUUUUCCCUUGAACGUCUUUUUCCAUUCGCAGGUCUCCUGUGCAGAAUUUUUAUGAAGGAAACCCAAAUGUUUCUCACAAACGCCCUGCAUCUGCCAUAAGAGAAGGACAGUGGUCGAACUCAGACCACUACAUGUCAAACCAAAUACAGCCCCGCCCACCUGAGAAACCUAGAGCCCAGUCCGCGAAGACAAGGACGAAGGCAACAACCUCAAGAUUUGCCGAGACUAAACAAAGUGCUUCAUUGAGUGCGAAACUUGCUGCUAGCGGGAAACAUGCAACCGGCAUUUUGGGAAGACUAGCAGAAGGACACACACUGAGACAUGAAUGGGAACAUUCUCCUGCCCCUACCCUGGACGUAACAGCCCGUGAGGGGAGGGUUGGGCGUGAAAUUGGACGCACGAGCCCUACCUCGACACGGUACACGCCUAUGAACGUGUUUGUUUGUAUGAGUUGUGAUAAGAUGUACAACACUCAGAAAGAUUUGGAUAUCCAUAAAUCUUUUUGUUACGGUGCAGUGAAUGAAAACUACACGUGA